UUCGGGCCUAACACUGCCUCGCGCUCUGAUCUGAGGUCAGCGUCCCUGCGCGAGGCGUGAUUCAUUUUCCCACAAUGCACUGCGCAUCUGUCAUGGCAGCUCACUGAUACCACUGGCACCACAUGGGUGGAGGUAAACGUUUUUCUCCGUGAUUAAGAAACACGUGUCAGCUCAUCAGCCGCCGGCUUUGACCGAGGACCGCCGUGCCUGAAGCCCGCAGCUCCCGCUUCACUGUGACAGGAACAGAGGCGUCCAGGAUGCCGCUGCCGCUGGAUGUGGAGGUCCCGCUCCUGCGAGGCUUUUUAACACCGAGCGAGGCGGCGGGAUGGAAGCAGAGCAUCUCCGCCACUGCAGAGACCUGCUCUCUACUGGAGUCUUUGAUGGAGGGGGACUUUGAAGUGGUCCUGCUGAGCCCCCAGGUGUUAGAUCUGCUGACUGGAGAUGGCAGCUGCACUGAGGAGGAGGACAUCGAGGCUUACCUGGAGAGACGGAUCCUGCUGUACCUUACUUGUGGCACCAGUGAUGAUGACCAGACCAACAGGGAGCUGGUUAUUCUGGUGCUGGCUAUCUCUUGCCUCCACAUGUUUGCUCAGAGUAACUGGACUGGUCCUCCGGUCUCCAUCCAUGUCUCUGACCUGCUGCCCCCAGCCCUGCUCUCCUCUAGGACCCUGGUUGAUGCUAUCCACUCCAGCCUGCUCUUGGAUGGGGAGUCUGUGUACAGCCUGGUUUCCAACCCUUUCCUCAUCCUGCUGGCCAGAGUUAUUCUCACCAAGUGCUCCUCCAAGAUGGACAGCCUCCAGUUGCUGCCCUGGUGGACUCUACGCUACAUCAACCUGCACCAGCAAAUCCUGGAGGCCUGUUCCCCACAGCUCCUUGACUUGGCCCACAGCAGCAUAGACAAAGUGCUGAAAUGCUCGUCUGUGUUGUCGGAGCAGAGAAACCUGGCUAUCCAGUUCCACCUCGAGUGUGUCUACACCAGUCUGACCUACUAUGAGUACCAGCCAGCCAAGGAACAUAUCAAGAGGGCCCAGGAGCUCUCAGGGCUAAAUAUCAACAUAACUGGUGCUCUUGGCAAACGGACACAUUUCCAGCAGAAGUUCUUGGCUCAGCUCAUCCUCGAGGUCAAGAGAAAGCAGGGCCAGCCUGGCCAGACAGAUAAUGAGGCCAGUCCUACCCCUACACCUCUGGCCAUCCUGCCCAAGAACUACAAUUUAGGUGAUGACACAGUUCUGGAUAAGAUCAAUUUAGCCGAGCCAGACCAGCAUGAGCUGCCUGACCUCAGCGCUGAGGAGCAGGCCGUCAUCCUGGGUGUCUGCACUGACUUCAAGAAGAAUAACCCUGUCCACAGACUGACUGAAGAGGAACUCCUGGCCUUCACGUCUUGUAUUCUGUCUCAGCCUAAAUUUUGGGGUAUUGAAGUCACGGCACUUUGCCUGAGGACCAAGCUGGAAAAAGGGAGCUCCCGAUGUGUCGAGAGAGCCAUGAUGCAAACCCAGGCGAUAGUAGACCACUUUGAAGACAAGAACUGUCCUAUGACCGAGCGGCUCAAAGUCUUUUACUGCUGUCAAGUCCCGCCCAGAUGGGCUGUCCAGAAACAGCUGGCCAGCCUGCUGACAGACCUCGGCUGCACCAGUUCAGCUCUGCUCACUUAUGAGAAGCUGGAGCUCUGGGAGGAUGCAGUUAUCUGCUACGAGAGGCUGGGCCAACAUGGCAAAGCUGAAGAGAUCGUCCGCAGGGAAUUGGAGAAGAAGGAGACACCCAGUCUGUACUGCCUACUGGGAGACAUAUUAAGGGACCAUCAUUACUACGACCGGGCAUGGGAGUUGUCAGGCCAACGCAGUGCCAGAGCCAUGCGCUCAAAAGCCCUGCUACACCUGCACAACAAGGACUUCCAGAAGUGUGUUGACUGCUUUGAGCAGUCACUCAAAAUCAACACGCUGCAGCUUGGUGUGUGGUUUUCCCUCGGAUGUGCCUACUUUGCCCUGGAGGGCUAUGGAGGAGCUGCCAGGGCUUUCCAGAGGUGUGUGGGUCUAGAGCCAGAUAAUGCAGAAGCAUGGAGCAAUCUCUCUGCAGCAUACAUCCGCCUCCAAAAGAAAGACAAAGCCUUUCGUACCCUGCAGGAAGCCCUCAAGUGUAACUACGAACACUGGCAGAUCUGGGAGAACUUCAUUACUGUGUGCACCGACAUCGGGGAAUUCGCUGAAGCCAUCAAGGCCUACCAUCGUCUGAUGGACCUGAGGGAAAACUACAAGGACAUCCAGAUUUUACAGAUCCUGGUAAGAGCAGUUGUUGAAAAUCUGAUGGACAGCCACGGGGAGCAGGCAGUGACUGUUCAGCCCAAACUGAAGGAGCUCCUGGGCCGGGUCAGUUCACGCCACAGUAGUGACGCUGAGAUAUGGCGGCAGUACGCUCUGCUGUAUGGCAAUGGCCACAGCUCCAACCCAGAGGACAAUGAAAAGUCACUGCAGUUCUUGUCAAAGGCCCAUCGCUGUGAGGUGCAGGCUGGGGGCUGGGAGAAGGAAACUGGUCUCUUCAAAGAGGUGAUCAAACGAGCCAUUAAUAUGGGUGAAGUGAGCAUCAGUUGCAGUAAGCAGAAGAGCAAUCCAACAGAGGCUCUUCAGAUGCUGUCCUCCACCCGCCUUAGCCUCAGGAGUCUGGUCACCAAAGCUAAGCAAAUGCACACAGAUGUGGCCACGGGUCAGAUCCACACUGAGCUGCAGGACGGUGUUGCUGCUCUGGAGCGCCUCAUAGCGGAGCAGCAGGAGAUGAGUGGGAGGCUGCGUGAGCAACCACAGUGACCAUUCUCCUCAGAAACACCAGAAGCUGUGGCUCUGGAAGCUCCUCAGUACUAAAUACUGAUCAGAGACAGACAGACUCUUCAGCUCAGUCAUCAUCCUUGUGCAUUGUUCAAUGUUUUUAUAUCAGGUUUUACAUGUGACAGCUGAGAAUAACUAAAGAUCAAAUGAGAGAUGGAAAGCUGGCCUCCUCGUCAUGUAUGAUGUAUAUCAAAUAUAUCAUGUAUGACAAAUCAAAUAAUAAAGUCUUAUCUAAAUUUGAA
This is a messenger RNA of Larimichthys crocea (large yellow croaker), 3058 nucleotides long. It is a transcript of the gene ttc27, whose product is annotated as tetratricopeptide repeat domain 27. Gene Ontology annotation, molecular function: protein binding. NCBI's taxonomy places the organism in Eukaryota, Metazoa, Chordata, Actinopteri, Sciaenidae. The record is from RefSeq and is a predicted model, not a curated record. The transcript has 20 exons. Bases 258 to 2798 code for a protein of 846 amino acids.